Messenger RNA from Melanotaenia boesemani (Boeseman's rainbowfish), 1423 nucleotides. RefSeq lists its product as uncharacterized. The transcript has 5 exons. Gene Ontology annotation, molecular function: DNA-binding transcription factor activity. The record is from RefSeq and is a predicted model, not a curated record. The coding region runs from base 216 to 1112 and encodes 298 amino acids. Lineage: Eukaryota; Metazoa; Chordata; Actinopteri; Atheriniformes; Melanotaeniidae.
UCCUCGACCCUUACACAGUAGCCUCGUUUGACUCCAUAACAGAUCCGAUUUAUUAUUCUAGAAGUCGGCUGUAGAUUGGAUCAGCGGGACGGACGCGGCGUCAUUGCAUCGUUGAACAUCUUAAAGGAGGCUGUGUUGUGACUGUCGUGUCCCUUGUGUUCAUUUUUACUAAACUAUUCUGGAAAAACACUUAGGCAGCGAAUCAAAUGUAGAACAUGGCACAACUGGACAGCUGCGACGACGUAGAUGCUUUUAUCAAAAGACUGGAGAAGGAGUCGCAGACUAAGUUUGUCACUUUUUCUGUGGACCGCCAUUACAAUGACAAAGAGUGGCAGCCUUUACCUGUAAACCGAGUGCACUGGCAAUGGGCUGGUGGUGCUGGGAUGCCUGCCAUUGAAUUCACUGGGACCCCAUUCAUGUUUAUGGGAUCUAAAAGGCUUGUGUGCCAUCAGGGCAAAGACCUCGCUGUGUCCCAAAAGAGAAAGUACUUUGAAGAAAAGGCAAGAAAGAUGUUGGAGGACCAGAGUUUUGCCAACCAGAAAUCUCGUCGGCCAUCCACAAAAAAGGUGGGAUGUCCAGCUGCCAUAUCCAUCAGCAAGAUUGCAACAUUUCCUAAAUUCAAGGUACAUGAAAAUACCGAAAGAAAUAAGAAGGCAGCCUCCAAAAUUCUGAGAAUGGCCUUGGAGAGAGAUCCAGUUGUGUGGGAAACACGCUAUGCUGUCACUCAUUCAAACGAACAUGCUGGACAUGCAAAUGGAAGGAAUGAGACUGAUGUGACUUCAUGUGGUUUGCCUCCACUUAAACGAGCGCGAAAACCAGAUCUGAGGAAGAAAUGUAUCAAACUCACCAAACAACUGAUGGACAGCUUACAUGUCAUCGAGGAUCAACACACACUAGAAGAGCUUUCACAAAUUUUAAGCACCCUCAUGAAAGACCUUGCACCACUUACAAGCAAUGUGGAGAGGAAGCCACUUCAUCUGCAAACAAAGAGGGUCAGAGUUUCAUCGGGCCAUCCAACGGGAUCGUCACAGCGGUGCAUUGGAAAACUAAAAUCCACAAACUUGAGGAAUGUUGAAGCUCCUGCAGAGAACAUGGAGGCUCUUCUUAGUUGAAUGUCUACAUUUUACAGCUUCUUUCUUUCUUUCUUUCUUUCUUUCUUUCUUUCUUUCUUUCUUUCUUUCUUUCUUUCUUUCUUUCUUUCUUUGCUGCAUUUGCUUGUCUGUCUGUUGGAUAGAAAUGCACAUGGUUGCUUCUACAAACAAAAUUACAACAUAACUAAACAUCUGUAUUUAAGACUCCCAAAUUUAUUUAUUUUUUUGUUACAGAAGGAAGAAAAUGUGAUAUAAAUUUUAAACACAAGUCCUCCUUGUUGAAGCCUCUGUAAAUGUCAUUGUUCACAUCAAAUUAAAUUAUUCUGUGCAAA